This is a messenger RNA of Bombina bombina (fire-bellied toad), 1587 nucleotides long. RefSeq names its product zona pellucida sperm-binding protein 4-like. Gene Ontology annotation, molecular function: structural constituent of egg coat; acrosin binding. The transcript has 12 exons. Gene Ontology annotation, cellular component: egg coat. The record is from RefSeq and is a predicted model, not a curated record. Lineage: Eukaryota; Metazoa; Chordata; Amphibia; Anura; Bombinatoridae. Gene Ontology annotation, biological process: prevention of polyspermy; binding of sperm to zona pellucida. The coding region runs from base 1 to 1587 and encodes 528 amino acids.
AUGACUACACGUAAACUGCGCACACGCCUACAGGAGCAUCUGCGUAACAUUAAAAAUCCUGCAAGUGAUUUCCAAAAACACAAAAAUAUCACCUCUGUAGCCCAUCAUUUCCUCAAAUACCAUCAAAAUAAAAAUGGAACAUCUCAUGAUUUCAGCAAUAGUUCAGCUUGUGGUACCUGGGUAGAGGAAAAAUCUGAUGGAUCUCUGGUAUUUAGUGCUUCAUAUGAUGGCUGCUAUGUGAGCAAGGAGGAUGGAGAAUAUCUAAUGACUGUUAUUGAAGAGACCUUACAGAAUGGAAAUGCUCAGCAGAAUAAAAGGGAACUUAGAUGCCCAAUCAUAGCCGUGAUGGAUGCCCCCAGUCCAGAUGUAUGCUCUGCCAUCCAGCUAGGAGACAGGGUGUCCUGUGCCACUGCCCCUGUAUCCAGAGAGCUCUGUGAAGGUCUUGGUUGCUGCUUCACUCCCCUUGAUGCUACUAUGCCUUGUUACUUUGGGAGCAAAGUGACUGCACAGUGCACAGCUGAGAACCAGCUUGUGGUUGCAAUAUCUAAGGAUGUAACAGUUCCUUCAUUAAUCUUGAAUUCUGUUAAUGUGCUUUCCGUGGACCCAGCUACUUGCAGUGGGAUGAGAAUUUCAAGGAACAACCUCUUCGUUGUCUUCCAAUUUCCUUUAUCUUGUGGAAGUUCUCAUAUGGUAGACGAUCGUAAUAUGAUUUAUGAAAACACGUUUGAAGCAACAAGAGAUGUAAGAAACUGGCAAGGUGCAUCCAUCACUAGAGACAGUACAAUGAAGUUGACUGUUCGUUGUAGCUAUUCCAGAACCAGUGUUAUCCCACUACAAGUUGAGGUUGUUACUCUGCCGCCACCACCUCCUGUCUCCACCACUGGACCUUUGUCCCUGGAGAUGAGAAUAGCUCAAGAUGAGUCCUUUUCCAGAUAUUAUGUUGAUGGAGACUAUCCUGUGGUGAAGGUUCUGAGAGAGCCAGUCUACCUGGAGGUCAGGAUUCUGAGGAAAGCAGACCCUAACCUGGUGCUGCUACUAAACGAAUGCUGGGCUACCCCAUCUACUAAUGCCAAUGAGCAGCCACAGUGGCCUGUCUUGGAGAGAAGUUGUCCAUUUACUGGAGAUAAUUACCGUACACAGCUGAUACCAGUUGGUGCUGAAUCACAAACUAUACCUUACCCAACACAUUACCAACGCUUUUCCAUCAGCACUUUUACGUUUGUGGAUGAAAUAACCCAGCUUCCUCUUGGGGGAUUGGUCUACUUCCACUGCAGUGCCUCUGUGUGUGUUCCAUCCACAUCUGAUUCCUGCAGAAGAACUUGUUCACUGAGAAAAAAGAGAGCCCCUGAAAAGUUGUCUAUGGAUAAAACUUUGACCACCAUAGUGACAUCUGAAGGACCUGUGGAUUUCAUCUCUGCAACCAUGGCAAAAGCAAUAACAAAAGGAGCCUUGGAUUCUGGUUAUACUGCCUUAGUCUGGGCCAGAGGAUCAGCUGUUGCAGGAGUAAUUAUAGCCGUUAUAAUUGCUGUCAAAAUCUGGAAGUGUCGUGGAAAGCACAGUAUUAAGAUUUUUACUUUAAAAGCAUGA